AUGGCGGAAGCAGACCUACCGGAGGAGAUUGUAGUGAAUACAAUAUCUCGUCUGUCGGUGAAAUCCUUGGUCCGAUUCACGGCCGUCUCAAAGCGGUGGUGUUCAAUCAUAUUAUUCGACCCUCAUUUCACAACUCUGCUUCAGAGGAACAAAACCCUAACUCGCAGCUUUCUGUUCUGCUCAUACCGUGAUUACCAUCCUCAGCUGGAAUCGCCGGACCUGGAAACGAUGUCGUUUAGGAAGCUGAAUUUUCCUUUCGACCGAGUCGGUGACUCUGUCGCACUACUGGGCUCCUGCAAUUGGUCUGAUUUCAGACAUGUACCUUUCCGUGAUUAUGGUGUAUAUUUUAGUGCUUAUGGUGUUGGCUAUUUACAGGCGACCGAUGACUAUAAAGUUAUUGUAAACUAUUCUAUACGUAAUGAUGAGGAGGAAUAUGAAUAUAGAUAUGAGAAUGAGGAUGAGGACAACGGAAGCUUCGUGAUUAUCUCAAUGAAAGAUCAGAUUUGGAGGAGUAUUAAAGGCCCUGAGGAUUGGGAAUUAUGUGGUGACGAGAAGGGGACUCUUGUCAAUGAGGCACUUCAUUGGCUAAAUGGGCCAAACAUGAGCGAAUCAUAUGAAAUAGUUGCUUUUGAUUUCGCUAAUGAAGAGUUUCGGAAAAUGCAGCUGCCUAACUACGCCCAAGAUGGGAAGGAUUACAGCUACCUUGGGGUUUGCUCUGGAGGAAGCCUGUGUGUGUCGCGUUAUCCUAUUGGUGCUUGUGAUUCCAUUGAUUUUUGGGUCAUGACAGAAUAUGGGGUGAGUGAGUCGUGGACUAAGCUCUUUAGCUUGAGGUUUUCAAAUCCAGAACACGUAUGGAGAAUGAGGGCACUCUUGAUUACUGAAAACUAUACAGUUGCCGAAAGGGAAACAAUUACAACUGGUUGUCAUGGCUGA
Molecule: messenger RNA, 933 nt
Organism: Fragaria vesca subsp. vesca
Lineage: Eukaryota; Viridiplantae; Streptophyta; Magnoliopsida; Rosales; Rosaceae
Product: F-box/kelch-repeat protein At3g06240-like
Exons: 2
Coding region: 1-933 (310 amino acids)
Molecular function (GO): protein binding
Source: RefSeq, a predicted model, not a curated record